Molecule: messenger RNA, 2997 nt
Organism: Coffea eugenioides
Lineage: Eukaryota; Viridiplantae; Streptophyta; Magnoliopsida; Gentianales; Rubiaceae
Exons: 4
Coding region: 1-2997 (998 amino acids)
Source: RefSeq, a predicted model, not a curated record
AUGAGUGACAGCAAAGGAGAUUCCAAGCAGCAUUUAUCAACUCCUGCUGAGGACCCCGAUCAAGAACCAACCGAAAAUAUCUCCCAACAACAACAACAUCAGCAGCAGCAACAGCAUGGGAUUGGUCUAACUGGUGCUCCGUUCGUUUCUGCUCCUUCAUACAUCCCCAGCGUGGCAACGGCAGGAUCUUUUGAACAGCAGCAGCAACAACAGUUACACUUUGAAGCUGUGAAUCCAAAGAGACCUAGAUAUACAGCUGGUCAAUGGAAGCUCUCACCUUCUGCAUCCUCUCAACAACCACCGCAAAAAAGGCAAACACAAACAAAUAUAUUAGUCGCCACCGAUUCAAGCCCUUCUCCAACACCUACGCAAGUUGCAACCAACCCGCAAACUGUGGCCGUGGCUGCUUCCUCUUCCGACACUGCAUCUUCACCUUCUCAUUCUCCGAGGCCAUCCCACUCUACUGCUUCAGGCCACGAAGCUGCCAACCCAGAGGGAUCCCUAUUCCAGCACCAACAAUUUAGAAAAGGCAAAUAUGUCAGCCCUGUUUGGAAACCAAAUGAGAUGCUGUGGUUGGCUAGGGCUUGGAGGGUUCAGUACCAAGGCGGAGGCGGCUCAGAACUUGGGGAGGGCGGAGCAGCUGCUGACGUCGCAGCCACUGCACCGGCGAGGGGGAAAACAAGAGCAGAUAAGGAUAGGGAAGUUGCUGAAUUCUUGAAUAGACACGGCGUAAGUAGGGAUGCCAAGACUGCUGGGACUAAGUGGGACAAUAUGUUGGGAGAAUUCAGAAAGGUUUACGAGUGGGAGAGAGGUGGUGAAAGGGACCAGGUUGGGAAGAGUUAUUUUAGGCUAUCGCCGUAUGAGAGGAAGCUUCACAGGUUGCCUGCUUCAUUCGAUGAGGAGGUUUUUGAAGAGCUCUCUCAAUUCAUGAGCUCAAGAAUGAGAACUCACAGUAGAGGAGUCUCCCCAGGUAUCGUCUCUGGCGGCAUUGGGGGUGACGACGGCCGGUCAGUCCUCGCAACCACAACAAAGUCAUCAUUGGCACCGCCUCCUCCGUACCGCGAAGAAGAUCUUUCACUCCCUGCAGCAAGGUCGAAGCAGUUGGUUGCGACUAGUAGUGGAGCUGAAGCUUUCCCACUUGGAGGGAGAGGAGGAACAACAUUAGGGUUUGAGACUUCUUUAGAUGUGCUUGGUGGUGGUCCAUCUACUUCUACUUAUUCAAAGGAAUUUCGCCGAAUAGGUAAGAUAAGAAUGAUAUGGGAAGAAUCCGUGAGCUUGUGGGCUGAAGAAGGUGAACACCACAGGGGAAGAGUGAAAAUCCAAGGAUCAAGCUUUUUAAAUGCUGACGAAAUUGCUUUCUUGGAUGAUUCGAUGGUUGCUUGCACGAUGGAAGCCUUUGAAGAUGGACCUCUAAAAGGCUUUUCCGUUGAUAGAUUCCUCCCUGGACAACACGUCAAAGUCUUUGGCAGAAGAAAAUCUUUCUUUGUUCCCGUUCCUAUUCCUUCAGGUCCCAGUGAAAGAGUUCCUGUUCACUCUGCUGAACCCUCCAACAUUAGUAGACCUAUCCCUGCAUGGGAAUUUCAAGACCCUAGUGAUUAUUACCUGGGAUGCUUGCGGGUUCCACCUCCAACCCUACCUAGCUUGUUUGAGCUCUCCUGGCACCUACAAGAGCCGCCGCCUGAAGAAUUUCGCUUCCCGCUCCGGAAAGAUGUGUACAAGGACCUCCCUCAAGGGAAAGAUCUCUUCUUUUCUAUCUCUAGUGAACUUUUGGAUUGCAGAGCCAUUGCUUACGACAUCUUGAGCCCAAUUAUGAGACAAAACCCUAGUCUAAGUGGUGCAUCCGCCUCCGCUAGAGAUUCUUUUAUUGGCCUUUGGGAUGAUUGUGUCAACAGGAUCGUGUCCAAAUUCUGUGCGGUUGAAAUGGUGUUUGUCCGAAAAUCCAGCUCGCCUCUGGCGGAAACGAUGCAGGAUGAGUGGCCUAAUAUGACAGCAUUCGUAAGGAACUUCUGCUUGUGGAGGGGGGAGGAGACGGAUCAAUUGAGGGAAGGGCAAAUAGACCCUUCUUCCUCAAUAGUGGAGAAGUUGCUCUGGACUUACGCUGACCUUCCGUACGUAUUGGGCUACUAUGCGGUGGGCUACAUUGUCACAUUCUGCGCAAUGAGCCGAUCCCAAGACCGGAUUGUCCGGACGGAUCUUUACACAGUCGAUCUCUCAACCCCGAUGGAGAGACUAAAAGCCCUAGUUCCCUGUUGGAGGAUUGCUGGGUUGUUGCCUUUGUUAGCUGAUCGAUGCUCCCAAAGUAGCAUGAGCAUAAAUGGUGGCGACGUCUCUUACAGGCUACUUCCGUACAGUGACUUCGAGAGAAUUGAUUUGGGCAGCGGUAGUAUCUUGGAAAUGACGCCUAACUCAGUGACUAGGUUGUUUUCAAGCAAACGAAGGUGGGCUGCAGUCAAAGAGAUCUACGAUUUCCUGGACCAUCGGAUCCCGCACGUCGAAUUCAUCAUACGAUCGUCCGAGAAAGAUUUAGGAAUUGUGUUCAAGCCUAGAGGAUGCAAGUUGAAGCCAACCAGUUGUGAUCAGUUAAUAGAGGCUCUCAAGCAGGUAACAAAAGCGCUAGUUGCCCUUCACGACCUCUCCUUCAUGCAUAGAGAUCUGGGUUGGGAGAAAGUGAUGAAAAGAAGCGAUAGGGAAAACGAAUGGUUCAUAACCGGGUUUGAUGAGGCGGUGAGUGCACCCCAGAUAUACCCGCACGGAGGAGCGGCGAGUGGGAGGCACGCGCCGGAGAUGGGUAGGGGUUUGCACGGGGUGAAGGUGGAUGUGUGGGGGGUGGGUCAGCUGGUUAAGACUUGCGGAUUGGUGGCUGUCCCUAAAUUGCUGCGGGAGUUGCAGAACAGGUGUCUGGACCACAACCCGGAGCAGCGACCGACGGCGGCGGACUGCUAUCACCACCUGCUGCAGUUGCAGUCUUCGAUGUCAGCGGCCGCCGGAGGUUAUUGA